Molecule: messenger RNA, 1869 nt
Organism: Funneliformis geosporum
Lineage: Eukaryota; Fungi; Glomeromycota; Glomeromycetes; Glomerales; Glomeraceae
Source: the annotation of a GenBank genome assembly
AUAUUCCGGUUUACAACUAUUUACCGUUGCAAUAAGCCCGAUCGCGCCGUUAUGUUUAGGUGUAACAAAGAAGGUUUAUCUUUCAACGAAAUAGAUACGUGGUUACGGGAAAUAACGAAAUUAGAUUUUGUCCACGCAGUGUUGUACACGGACGUUGUCCCGGUGAUUUUUGGCGGACACGGGACGUCCGAAAGUCCAUGUCCGGGACUAUGUCCGCAGGACAAGACUAAAACAUUUUAUGAUGAAAUGAAAGGUCGUGUUUUUGAAGGACCCAAAGGAGUCAAUAUAAAGUUUAUAGAAGAUGAUACCUCAAAUGAUGAAAACGAAAACCCCGGAAAUCAGAAAGUACCAUAUCGGAUCUAUGAAAAGGAUAAUAUAUUUGAGAUAUUUUUGUUAACUCCUAGAAUAACCAACAAAAGUGAUUACAAGAUACAAGGACUUAACGAACUUCUCAUCAUAGAUGAAGAAAAAAUCGACAAGUUCAUUUUCGGAAUUGAAUCACGAAACCUAAUGAGAAUUUCAGAAGUAAAAAGUACAACGCGUGAGCAGCGCAUUGCUCCUCAUACACAUAUUAAGGGACUUGGUUUAAAUGACGAAGGAAGGGCAUAUCAGCAAGCUGACGGGUUCGUUGGGCAAAAUUCAGCAAGAGAGGCAUGUGGUAUUGUUGUGGACUUGGUAAAAAGUAAAAAAAUGGCUGGUCGCGCUUUACUUUUAGCUGGCGCACCAGGUACUGGUAAAACCGCGAUAGCCCUCGCCAUAGCUCAAGAACUUGGUCCUAAAGUACCAUUUUGUCCAAUGGUUGGUAGUGAAGUAUAUUCUUCAGAAGUUAAGAAAACUGAAGUUUUAAUGGAAAAUUUUCGAAGGGCUAUAGGAUUAAGAAUUAAAGAAACCAAAGAAGUUUAUGAAGGUGAAGUGUUAGAACUUACACCCGAAGAAACAGAAAAUCCAUUGGGUGGUUACGGUAAAACUUUGUCACACGUAACCAUUGGAUUAAAAACAGUUAAAGGAGUAAAAACAUUGAAAUUAGAUCCAAGUAUUUAUGAAAGUAUUCAAAAAGAAAAGGUUACCGUUGGAGAUGUGAUUUACAUUGAAGCUAAUACUGGUGCUGUAAAGCGUGUUGGCAGAUCCGACGCUUAUGCUACUGAAUUUGAUUUAGAAGCUGAUGAAUACGUUCCGCUUCCAAAAGGAGAAGUUCAUAAAAAGAAAGAAAUUGUUCAAGAUGUUACAUUGAAUGACUUGGAUAUCGCAAAUGCUCGGCCUCAGGGUGGACAAGAUAUUAUGUCAAUGAUGGGCCAAUUAUUGAAACCAAAAAAGACGGAAAUCACAGAUAAGUUGAGAAAAGAGAUCAAUAAGGUGGUCAAUAAAUAUAUAGAUCAGGGAAUUGCUGAGCUAGUUCCAGGUGUUCUGUUCAUAGACGAGGUACAUUUGUUAGACAUUGAAUGUUUUACAUAUCUAAAUAAGGCGUUGGAAUCCGCCAUAUCGCCUAUAGUAAUUUUCGCUACAAACCGUGGAAUGUGUCAAGUCAGAGGAACAGAUGAUAUUAUUGCACCACAUGGCAUUCCAGUUGAUUUGAUUGAUCGAAUUUUGAUCAUUCGAACAUUACCUUACACUUUGGAUGAUAUCAGAUCAAUUGUUCAAAUUCGUGCAAGAACGGAAGGAUUAGAUUUGUCCGACGAUGCCUUGAACUAUAUGGCUGAAUCUGGUGUCAAAACAUCUUUGAGAUACGUUAUUCAAUUACUCACUCCUGCAAGUAUACUUUCACGAACAAAUGGACGAGAAGUUAUCACAUUGGAAGAUCUUAAAGAGGUGGAUGAUUUGUUUUAUGAUGCCAAAUCAUCUGCUAAAAUUCUCGCUGAGUAUCAAGGUUAG